Molecule: messenger RNA, 1907 nt
Organism: Rubroshorea leprosula
Lineage: Eukaryota; Viridiplantae; Streptophyta; Magnoliopsida; Malvales; Dipterocarpaceae
Source: the annotation of a GenBank genome assembly
UGUCACACCUUCUACUUACAGUUAUCUCCUACACUCAUCCAUGGCUUCUCUAACCUUUCCAGGUGUCCUUCGCCAGCCGGUCACCAUGCAGCGGUAUUUUGAUGACAAACCCAAAUAUUCCUUGAGAAAUGAUAAAACCAGUUCUCUUGCUUGCCAGAAACCUAACAUUCCUCGCAAUUUAUCGAGCAGUGUUGCGAGUCCUACACGGGUUGCUGCUCCAUCUCUGGAUAAUGAAACCAUUGCCGACCGGAGCCAGAAUCAUGUUGCGUGGACUAGCAUCCGACAAGAGCGGUGGGAGGAUGAGCUAGUUGUGGAAGGAGAAAUACCCUUAUGGCUGAAUGGGACAUACCUGAGAAAUGGUCCAGGUCUGUGGCACAUAGAAGACUACAACUUCCGGCACCUCUUCGACGGCUACUCCAUGUUAGUCAAGCUCCACUUUGAGAAUGGCCGCUUGAUCGCUGGCCACCGCCAGUUAGAGUCUGAAGCCUACAAGGCGGCCAAGAAGAACAAAAGAAUAUGUUUCCGUGAAUUCUCGGAGGUCCCCAAGCCGGACAAUUUCUUAGCCUACGUUGGGGACCUUGCCAGCCUCUUUUCCGGUACGUCCUUAACCGACAACGCUAACACCGGCGUUGUCAAGCUUGGGGACGGACGUGUGGUGUGUUUGACAGAAACACAAAAAGGGUCCAUAAUUAUUGACCCAAACACGUUGGACACGCUCGGGAAAUUUGAGUACAGUGAUAACCUCGGGGGUUUGAUUCAUUCGGCGCAUCCAAUAGUGACAGAUGCUGAGUUCCUGACGUUGUUGCCGGAUUUGGUGAAGCCAGGAUACUUGGUGGUGAAGAUGAAGCCAGGUACAAAUGAGAGGAAGAUCAUCGGACGAGUGGAUUGCCGGGGAGGACCAGCACCUGGGUGGGUCCACUCUUUUCCUGUCACUGAGCAUUACAUCGUUGUUCCGGAGAUGCCAUUGAGAUACUGUGCACAGAAUUUGCUGAGGGCUGAGCCAACGCCACUUUACAAGUUUGAGUGGCAUCCAGAAUCCAAAGCCUUUCUCCAUGUCAUGUGCAAAGCUAGUGGAAAAAUUGUGGCAAGCGUGGAGGUACCACUAUUUGUGACAUUCCACUUCAUUAAUGCAUACGAAGAGGAGGAUGAAGAUGGAAGGGUCACAGCAAUCAUUGCCGAUUGUUGCGAACACAAUGCUGACACAACAAUUCUAGAUAAGCUUAGGCUUCAUAAUCUCCGAUCAUUCAACGGCCAAGAUGUAUUGCCAGAUGCAAGGGUUGGGAGAUUCAUAAUACCAUUGGAUGGGAGUCCAAAGGGGAAGUUGGAGGCAGCUUUGGAUCCAGAUGAACAUGGCAGAGGAAUGGAUAUGUGCAGCAUAAACCCUAACUACUUGGGGAAGAAAUACAGAUAUGCUUAUGCCUGUGGAGCACAACGCCCCUGUAAUUUCCCUAACACCCUCACUAAGCUUGAUUUUGUAAAGAAAAUGGCCAAGAAUUGGUAUGAGGAGGGUGCAGUGCCAUCAGAACCAUUCUUUGUCGCACGCCCAGGGGCAACUGAGGAAGAUGAUGGUGUUGCGAUCUCUAUGAUCAGUGAGAAAAAUGGAGGUGGGUAUGCGCUCCUUUUGGACGGAUCUACAUUCAAAGAAAUUGCCAGGGCAAGGUUCCCUUAUGGCCUACCAUACGGGCUGCACGGCUGCUGGGUUCCAAAAAUAUAAAAUCUGUUUAGGAGUUAAGGUGGAAAUAAUACCUUCUCCGCAUCCAGAUACUGCUUCUGAUAUGCAUCUGAUGUGUUGUUUCAUGUAUGAUAGACAGCAUAAAUCAUGGAGAUUAUCAUAUAUGUAUGAUGAUUGCUAGUUGGUGCCCAAGGCCUAAGCAGAAUUAAGUAUUGCAUAAAUUUCAGAGUGCUGU